AUGCCGAUGGAUCAUCCCCUUAGCUCCGAGGACUUCAGCAUUCCUACUCAUUCAAGUGCGUCCACCACCCUGCGCUGCUGCUGUGGCCGCAAUGAUUGUGCCUUGCUCGAGCACAAUAACGUGGCUCUCGAGGGCUUGGAGAAAGACCUUGAGACCGCUGCAAGAUUAGGACAGGCCUUGCUUCACCGCCAUGAAAGUUAUAUGGCUGAAGCGGAAGAGGACCGCCAUCGUUUAGUCGCCAAUAUUGACGAACUAGAAUGCGAAAAGCAACAAGUUCAAGCUGAAAAUGCGCGGAUCAUCGAAGAGAACCGCAGUUUACUAGAGCAACUCAACAGCCUAAAUCAAGCGGUCGCCGAUUCCGACGAUCAUGUCAAGUCUCUAGAACGCAAAUUAGACACCGCAGAGUAUGAGUUGCGAAGACUGACAGUAGCAGCAACGCGCGCUGCUGAGCUCGAGGCUCAACUGGCCCUUAUGGAAACAGAACAAUCUAAAUUACAGGAAAGUCUUGCGUCAGCACAUGAAGAUGAGAAAUCUGCAGUCCAACGGUGGAGACAAGCAGAAAAUACUCUGCGAGACCUUCAUGAUCAAGUCGAUCGUAUUGAGAAAGAAGCUCGAGAGGAGAGCGAGCGACAUACGGAACUCGUCCAGCGUAUGGAACGCAAGAGGGCCGUCGAGCGCGAACUAGAUAAUGCAGCAGGCCGCCUCAAGGGUGCCGCCGCCGCUUCCGAACUCAGUCGCAACGCCGGUGGCACCAAUGUGGUCUCUCGCUUCGUCAAGGACAUAUUACAAGACAAUGCCAAUCUGCAAGUUGGCAUAAUGGAACUACGUGACAUGCUUCAAAGCUCGAAUGAAGAAGUACAGAACCUACGGGAACAGGUGAUAUCUCAUCAGCCGCUGGCCGGCAUCGAUGAAGAGGAAACCACCCCAUCAAGGUCUUCCACCACGUUGAGCGAAGAGCUAGCAGAAAAAGAAGAACGACGGGUGUCUCAGGAAUUCCACAUUCAUCAUCAUUACCACACACCGACUCCGGCGACGAAAAAGGGAAAAAAGCACACUCAACCGUCGCGUCAAAAAGCGCCGCCCUGCUUUGGUGAGCCCGGUAGCAAUGCACUCUGCGAAUCGCUCACAUUCUCCCCGGAGAGCCAUUCAUCGCUCUCAGUCGUCUGGCUCCUCUAUGUCCACCAUUCUGUCACAAACCUCUGUCUCUAUUCCGCCUCACUCCUCCCGCCGCUGUCACAUGCUGCGGACUCGUUGGCAAGCUCCCCUCGGUCCGCGUUUCGGACGUCAUCGAUAUUUGAUCGUGUUGAACGCGGCGCUGAUUUCUCCCAGGCCACAAGCCCUGAAAGUACCGCCUUUUCGUCUCCUAUGAUGAGCGCACGAAACCUUAAAGGCCUUGAUAUGUCAUUCCGGCCGAUAGGCGACUUCGAUAACCACUUUCAACCCGAUGAUCUAUCUGCAUUUGACGAUGAUCUUUAUAACCGACAGGACUUCUCGAAAAUGGGUGAUAAUGUUGUCAGAGAGCCAGCUAUUCUAGAAGAAUCCGAACCAUCUCCAUCGGUGGCGUACUUCGAAUCGCAGAUAGGCGAACCAUGCACGACCACCGAGGGUGAUAUUUUUGCCAUACAUGUACAGUCUUCAUCGUUGCGCAGAUCAUCUUCGCAUGACAGCUUGCUCUCCGUCUCCGUUGCUGGUAUGGACAUUCAUACUCCUACUAGCCGUCACAGGCGAAUGGGUGACUGGCAUCCUGGCAUGCGGAUUCCUCGACGCAUCUUGUCACCCAGCGUCGAACUAUCGUCAACCCCGCCAGUGAUCUCCGCACCUGCCAUCACAGCCGACCGCGCAAAAAGCUCAGAGCAGACAUCCCAGUCAUUGCUUGCGUCUAUGGCUGCAGCGCAUCAAAACAAGGCCGAUACCGCAUCCAUUGCAUCUGCAGACAGCGCUAGCACCAGUACAACCUCAACCCCUGGGCCCCGCAAGUCAACGUUAAGUCGCCGCGUGGGUGGCUGGGUUCUUGGCCGUUGGGGCAUGGCACCAGUUCUAUCAGACGGUGACUCGCCUGAUCAAGUGCAAUCCUCCAAUACGUCUGUGGCAUCGUCACCUUCUGUAUCUGCGUCAGCUGUGUCUGCAUCUGCUGUGUCUGCAUCUGCUGUGUCUGCAUCUGCUGUGUCUGCACCUGCUGUAUCUGCACCUAAACCUGACCCACUGGCCCUCCGCUUCAGGCACCCAGGCGUGAACCAGAAAGGCCCAAUAAUGGGUCUACGCCCCCCACCUCCCGCUCCGAUCUCCAUUCAUGCACAGAGCAUCGAUGAGAACUUACUACGGGAGAGUCUAGUCGAUCAAGACUGCUAG
This is a messenger RNA of Penicillium paradoxum, 2349 nucleotides long. RefSeq lists its product as uncharacterized. Bases 1 to 2349 code for a protein of 782 amino acids. The transcript is spliced from 3 exons. The record is from RefSeq and is a predicted model, not a curated record. NCBI's taxonomy places the organism in Eukaryota, Fungi, Ascomycota, Eurotiomycetes, Eurotiales, Aspergillaceae.